Labrus mixtus (cuckoo wrasse) is the source of this 3729-nucleotide messenger RNA. RefSeq names its product ADAM metallopeptidase domain 19a (gene adam19a). Gene Ontology annotation, biological process: proteolysis. The coding region runs from base 85 to 2967 and encodes 960 amino acids. The record is from RefSeq and is a predicted model, not a curated record. Lineage: Eukaryota; Metazoa; Chordata; Actinopteri; Labriformes; Labridae. Gene Ontology annotation, molecular function: metalloendopeptidase activity. The transcript has 23 exons.
ACGCUCGGAGGACUCGGAGAGGGAGGCAGAGUUGAACAACGGCGAGGAAAGGGAGGACGGUCGGCGGUACCGAGGGUCACAGGGAUGUACAGUAAACACAGGCAGAAAAAUGCCCAAAUAUCACCGGCAACAUGUGGACGUUUGCUCGUUUUUCUCUCUUUUCUGCUGCUGAACGGCGGACUGGUCCGAGGCAGCGGAGACACCGGAGAACAAGGGCUGCGUGGGGGGAGGACGGUGACGGCGCAGUGGCUCUCUCAAAGCCGAACCAAGAGGGAGGCCGAGACUUCAACACAGGAGGAGCACCCAGUCAGCGGGGAAAUCGCGCUCUCAUCCGACGACCUCCACCUGGUGCUACAAGUGGAGCGUAACCACGAGCUCCUGGGUCCAGACUUCACUGAGACGUAUUACUCAGAGGACGGACAGCCGGUGACGGUGGACAGUUACAAUUACACCGAUCACUGCUUCUACCACGGCCAUGUGAGGGGACAUCCACAGUCCUGGGUCGCUCUCAGCACCUGCUCAGGAGUCAGGGGCCUGAUAUCCUUGAAUUCUAGCGACACCUUCUACCUGGAGCCAAUCAGCGGCGAGGAUCGUCUCCUCCACUCGCUGCUGAGAGCGGACGAGCUGCAGAUUCAAGCAGGACACUGUGGACACGGACGCCACGGCACGCCGUCCAACCACAUCUCGGAGCUGCUCCGACCGUUUCACUCACGGGUAAAAAGGAACACCUUGGGUACGACCAAAUACAUGGAGCUGUACAUAGUGGCCGACAACACACUGUUCAAACGUCAGAACAAGGACUACGAGAAGACCAAGACCAGGAUCAUGGAGGUUGCCAAUUACGUGGAUAAGUUCUACAGGGCUCUGAACAUCCGCGUGCCUCUGAUCGGUCUGGAGGUCUGGACCGACAGGGAUCAGUGCAUCGUCACCGAGGAGCCGAACGCCACACUCUGGUCCUUCCUGCAGUGGAGACAAAAACUGAAGUCGAGAAAGAAGCAUGACAACGCCCAGCUGCUGACCGGUGUGAUCUUUAAGGGGACCACGAUCGGGAUGGCACCGCUGGAGGGGAUGUGCAGCCUGGAGAACUCUGGAGGCAUCAACGUGGAUCACUCGGAGCUCUCCAUCGGAGCCGCCGCCACGAUGGCCCACGAGAUCGGACACAACUUCGGGAUGAGCCACGACCACGACGGCUGCUGCGUGGAGGCCACCGCCGAGCAGGGGGGCUGCGUGAUGGCCGCCGCCACAGGGCAUCCGUUCCCUCGCGUCUUCAGCCGCUGCAGCAAGCGUGAUCUGGACAGUUACUUCCAGAAGGGAGGGGGGAUGUGUCUGUACAACAUGCCCAACAUGAAGGACCUGGUGGGGGGCAAGAAGUGCGGCAACGGCUUCGUGGAGGAGGGAGAGGAGUGUGACUGUGGCGAGCCUGACGAGUGCACCAACGACUGCUGCAAUGCCAACAACUGCACGCUGAAGGAGGAGGCUCAGUGUGCUCAUGGAGUGUGCUGCGAGGGCUGCAAAUUGAAGCAGGCGGGCACCAUGUGUCGGGGCCCGGCGGGGGCAUGUGACCUGCCAGAAUACUGCACCGGGGCCUCUCCUUACUGUCCUGCCAACGUCUACCUGCUGGACGGCUCCUCCUGUCAGUACGGCCUCGCCUACUGCUACAACGGCAUGUGCCUCACCCACGAGCAGCAGUGCCUGCAGCUCUGGGGCUACGGAGCUCGACCGGCCCAUGACGCCUGCUUUGAAGAUGUCAACGCCGCAGGGAACGCAUUCGGGAACUGCGGGAAAGAUGAACACGGCAACUACAUGAAGUGUGAGAAAAGUGAUGCAAAGUGCGGAAAGAUCCAGUGCCACAGCGCUGCCAAGAAACCCAAAGGGACCAACGCCGUCUCCAUCGACACCACCAUCAAAACGGACGGCAUCGAGGUGAAGUGUCGAGGCACCUACGUCUACAGCACCCAGGACGGACAGGGAGACCUCCCCGACCCGGGACUCGUCAUGACCGGCACCAAGUGUGGAGAGGGAAAGGUGUGCAGAGACCGCCGAUGCCAAAAUGCUUCUUUCACCGAGCUGGAGACUUGCAUCGCACGCUGCCACGGCAACGGGCUGUGUAACAGUAACAGGAACUGUCACUGCAGUCGCGGCUGGGCUCCACCUUUCUGUGAGAAACCGGGACUCGGAGGCAGCGUGGACAGUGGACCUGUGCAGUAUGACAGUCAGGUGGGGCUGGUGGUGGGGUUACUGUUUGCUUUCCUGGUGAUCCUUCCUGCUGUGCUGCUGCUCUUCUACUGCUACAGGAUCAAGACUUCAUACUUCCACAAGUGGCUUUCUCAGAGAGAGAAGAACAAGAACAACAAGUUGGAGGCGUCGCUGCAGAAGGGAAAGAACGGACACCUGAAUCCUGCCUUUCACCUGAAGGUGGUCGGACCGAUCAACAAGGCGGGCGGCCACAAGGGGAUUUCGCACACCAGCAAAGAGGUCCUGCCUCUCAGACCGGGUCCUGUUUCCAACGGCACCCAGCCGGUCAAUGUAGUGCGGCCUCUAAGACCUGCCCCGUCUCCCCAAAGAGGUGCCCGUGACAUCAAGGUGGUUCGCCCGCCUCUGCCAGCCGGAAAGCCCCCAGCGGCUCCAUCCAAGUCUCCCUCGACCCCUCAGAGACUCAGCCCGCCUAAGAAACCUCUGCCCCUGAACCCGACACGAUCACCACUGUUAGUGUCUGAGCUGCAGCCCAGACCGUCCCCCUUCCCUCCUCAGAGGCCCCUCCCCCUCAGCCCAGCCAGAGGAGCCUCCCCCACAGUGAGUCCAGCCCGGACCGCGGUCUCCAAGCCCUCCUCGGGCCUGUUGGUGAUGAUGCCCCUGGCAACAGGACCCAAACCUGUGGGCAAAGUCUCAGCCAUCCCGCCUCUCAGAGCUCUCAGACCAGUCCCAGGUGCCAAACCAAACACAGCCUCUCCUCCACCACGAAAAUGACCUUCUCCUCCCCCCUCCUCCCCCUCUCCGAGGAGGCAGUAGCUGACAGCUCAUUUGCACUAAAGAGACUUUGGCUGGAAAACCACAGAGCUGUCGCACACACCAGAGGGGGACAAACACAAAGUUCAAACCAGAGACACAAGAGUUCAGACUUCGAAAUGAAACAUUUUCCCAAACCCGACCCCCCUCCUCCUCCCCCCCUCCUCCUCCUCCUCCCAGCGUGCUCACAUUAACCACAAACGACGCGGUUUUGCACGGAGGCCUUGCAGACUGAGACAAGUGUCAUCGCUGGGGGGCGGUCACAUUUGCCAAAUGAGUUUUUUUUUAGGAUUAUUAAUUUUUUUUUUUAAUCUGUUAAUUCUGUCUGUGUUUAAAAAAAAAUCUUUUUGUAAUGAUGGUUGUCUUGUUUACAGUUUGUUUAGCGUCUCGUUUUAUGAUUUGUGUUCUGUGCCAAAGAGGUCUCUUCAUACCCGGGGUGUCCGAAAAAUCUGUCACAUCGAGUUUACCACAACUCCUCCAUCGUUUUUUGGUUUUUUAUAAUUUAUUGUAUCGUACGAGGAAUGUUUUAAAAUUACAAAUCUGGAGUUAGAGAAGCCUAUCACAAGGAAGGAAGGAGAGCCAAUCACACAGCAGCUUCUUUUCUACACUGUUUACAUGGUGGAGGAUUUGCAGGACACACCCCGGUCACUCAUGUUGAUUUGAAUGUCUUUUGCUGUGUGUUAUGACUUUUGAAUUGUUACAUAAAAUAUUUUUACAAAACUA